AUGGAAGAAAUAAAGGACCUUAAAAAGCAAAAUAUUGAUAGGCCCAUCAGCUGCAAUUGUUCAAAUUCUUUAAUAACUCAACUAUUAAUGAGAACAAGGGAUCUAGAGGAAAAGCUAAAAAGAGAAAACGAAGCAAAAAUAAUUGCUGAAAAAUUGGCUCUUAAAUAUUAUAAUAAGCUGAUUAAGGCUGGACUAUGGAGAUAA
Blepharisma stoltei is the source of this 204-nucleotide messenger RNA. NCBI's taxonomy places the organism in Eukaryota, Ciliophora, Heterotrichea, Heterotrichida, Blepharismidae. The record is from the annotation of a GenBank genome assembly.